Molecule: messenger RNA, 1332 nt
Organism: Arctia plantaginis
Lineage: Eukaryota; Metazoa; Arthropoda; Insecta; Lepidoptera; Erebidae
Source: the annotation of a GenBank genome assembly
AUGUCUAUUGCAAAUUGUACCGAAGAAGACGACGCUUAUCCUCUCCACGAGUGUGUAUUUCUUGGUGAUGUCCGCAAACUGUCUUCGUUAUUAAGAAACAAUGAUGUUGCUCGCAAAGACACACACGGUAACACGGCUCUGCACCUAGCCGUCAUGCUAGGUCGUAAAGAAUGCGUCCAACUGUUGAUCGCGCAUGGUGCACCAGUCAAAGUUAAGAACCUCGCCGGGUGGUCGCCUCUGGCUGAAGCUAUCAGCUAUGGCGACCGACAGACAAUAUCAUCUUUGGUUCGCAAGUUAAAACAGCAAGCUCGAGAACAAAUGGAGCUUAGAAGACCAGACCUUAUUCGGGCUCUUGCUCAGAUACAAGACUUUUAUAUGGAGCUAAAAUGGGAUUUCCAUUCAUGGGUACCUUUGGUUUCCCGAAUAUUACCCUCAGAUGUAUGCAAAAUAUAUAAAUCCGGUUCUGGAAUAAGACUUGAUACAACAUUAGUUGACUUUACUGAUAUGAAAUGGGAAAGAGGAGAUAUUUCUUUCAUAUUCCAAGGUGAAAAACCACCAAGUGAAUCUCUCACUGUAUUAGAUAAUAAAGCUAAAGUGUACCAAAGAGUGCGGUAUGAAGAAACUGAAACUGAAAUAGAAGAUGAGGUAGAUAUCCUCAUGUCAAGUGACAUUUUGGCUGCUCAAAUGUCCACAAAGGGUAUUUCAUUUACAAGAGCCCAAUCUGGUUGGAUAUUUCGUGAAGAUCGUAAAGAAACUGUAGCUGGCUUAUAUAAAAGUGAUAUUUAUACAAUCACUGGUCUAGUGUUAGAGUCACGUAAAAGGCGAGAGCAUUUGUCGACUGAUGAUUUACAGAAAAACAAAGCUAUUAUUGAAAGUUUAACAAAAGGGAACACACAAAAUUUAGACACGAAUGGUGAGCAAACUCGCAGAGCAUCACUAAAUCCCCCUCCUGAGAGCUGUGUAGACUACAAAGCUUACAUAUCAGCACCUCCUGGGCAAUAUCCGAGUCUGGGAAGAGAACUUGUAUAUAAAGAAUCAUCUAGAAAUUUCCGAGCCACUAUUGCUAUGAGCGAUGAUUUCCCUCUCAGUGUAGAAAUGCUAUUAAAUGUACUUGAAGUGAUUGCACCAUUUAAACAUUUUGCUAAACUAAGACAGUUUGUUGCAAUGAAGUUACCCUCAGGAUUUCCUGUGAAAAUAGACAUCCCCAUUUUGCCCACAGUGACAGCAAAAAUAACAUUUCAGAAGUUUGAUUUUCGUGAUGAUAUUUCACCUGAUCUAUUCAUUAUUCCAGAAGAAUAUGUAGAGGAUCCACUCAGAUUCCCUGACUUAUGA